Knipowitschia caucasica is the source of this 2121-nucleotide messenger RNA. Lineage: Eukaryota; Metazoa; Chordata; Actinopteri; Gobiiformes; Gobiidae. The record is from the annotation of a GenBank genome assembly.
AUGCGUCGCUGUGGACGUGUGAAAACUUGGCUUCUCGGGACGUUCUUCUGCUCGUUGUUGGUGUUUGGAGCUGAACCGGGUCAGACCCACAGCGGAGAGCAGAGAAAUGCCUCCGACCUCUCGGGGAUCCCCAUCGUCACCUUCAAGUGGCACCAUGUGGAGGGGCCCUACACUGUGGCAUUGUGGGUACUGGUGGCGGGCGUCGGCAAACUGGUGAUUGAGGCGAACCACCACGUGACCGCGGUGAUCCCAGAGAGUGCGUUGCUCAUCUGCUUCGGCUUCGUUCUGGGCGGCAUCAUUUGGGGCGCAGACCGAGUCCAGACCUUCAGCCUGACGCCCACGGUCUUCUUCUUCUACCUCCUGCCCCAAAUCAUCCUGGAGGCGGGGUACUUCAUGCCCAACAAGCUGUUCUUCAGUAACCUGGGCGGGAUCCUGAUCCACGCCGUCAUCGGGACGUGCUGGAACGCCGCCACCGUGGGGCUGUCGCUGUGGGGCUGCCACAUGGGAGGGGCCAUGGGGGACCUGGACAUCGGGCUGCUGCAGUACCUUCUGUUCGGGAGCCUGAUGUCGGCCGUGGACCCUGUGGCUGUGAUCGCGGUGUUUGAACAAGUCCAUGUGAAUGAAGUUCUGUUCAUUAUGGUGUUCGGAGAAUCUCUGCUCAACGACGGAGUCACUGUGGUUCUGUUCAACGUGUUCGAUGCGUUCGUGUCUCUGGGAGGGCCUGCGAUUGACGCUGCGGAGAUCAUCAAAGGAAUCAUCUCCUUCUUCGUGGUGGCGUUCGGGGGCUCUCUGGUCGGGGUGCUUUUCGGGAUCCUGUUGUCUCUUCUGACUCGCUGCACUAAAAACAUCCAGAUCAUUGAACCCGGGUUCGUGUUCGUUUUGGGUUAUCUUUCCUACGUCACGGCGGAGAUGCUGUCGCUGUCCGCCAUCCUCUCGAUCACGUUCUGCGGCGUGUGCUGUCAGAAGUACAUAAACGCCAACAUGGACGAGCGGUCGGUGACCACGGUGCGGUACGUUAUGAAGGUUUUUGCCAACGGCUCCGAGACCAUGAUCUUCGUCUUCCUCGGGAUCUCGGCCAUCGACAAAACCAUCUGGGUCUGGAACACCGGCUUCAUCCUCCUCACUGUGCUCUUCGUGCUCGUCUACAGAAUCAUCGGUGUGUUCUUCCUGACCUGGAUCCAGAACAAGUUCAGACUGGUCCCGCUGGAUUUCUCCGACCGCGUCAUCAUGAGCUACGGUGGCCUGCGGGGGGCGGUAGCGUACGGACUUGCUGUGAUACUGGACGAGCACAAGAUCAAAGAGAGACCCCUGAUGAUCGGCACCACUCUGAUCGUGGUCUACUUCACCGUCAUCUUACAGGGAAUAACCAUGAAACCUUUGGUCACGUGGCUAAAAGUAAAACGAGCUUCUUCUGAUUCUGAAGUCACCGUCAUAGAAAAAGUGCAGAAUAAAGUGUUCGAGCACAUGCUCGUGGCCAUAGAAGACAUCUCUGGACAAAUUGGACAUAACUACAUGAGGGACAAGUGGAAUAAUUUUGAGAGCAAAUGGCUGUCGUGGAUCCUGAUGAAACCUUCAGCCAGAAAGAAACACGAUCAUCUCUUCAGCGUCUUCCACAAACUCAACCUCAAAGACGCCCUGGAUUAUGUGGCAGAGGGUGAGUGUAAGGGCACUCUGGAGUUCGUCCGAAAUGAAAACGCUUACAUCGACUUCAAGAAGAAAUGUGGAGACGACUUUUCAGACACGUCGAUGCCGGACCUCACCAUCGACAUGGAAGACACGACCAUCGCCAACCCAUACACACGGAGGGAGACCGUGCCGUCCAUAAGUUUGGAGAUGCACGAACAGACCAUGAACGGGGUCCGAGAGUCCGAGGACAUCAACACUCACCACUUACUGCAGCAGCAUCUGUACAAGGGCCGCAAACAGCACCGUCACAGAUACAGCCGCAGUCACUUUGACGUGAACCAGGACGAGAACGAGGUGCAGGAGAUUUUCCAGAGAACGAUGAGAAACCGUUUGGAGUCGUUCAAAUCGGCCAAAAUGGGCGUGGCGCCUCCAAAGGCCAUCUCCAAACACCAGAAGAAGGACGCGCUGAAACAGUUCCACAAAGAUCACGUUUAG